AGGAGACGCUCAUCUGCUGUUAAUAAAAUUACAGACGCACUACUGGAGGCCAACCAUUGAUGCUCUGCUGACGGGUGCCAGGAGUUGCGCAGAAAAGGAAGGAGACGAGUCCCUAAGCCACCAGCUCUAUUCGAGUCAGCCAGCCGCUGUCAGGUGGCUGUCUUAGACAGCCCAUAGCAAGCGUCUGCGGAAAGCGAGCCCCUCUCAAUUUGUGCAUUGCUCGCAAGGAGCAGCCCACAGCUCCAGUCAGCUCGCCCCACAGGCGUCAAGCCAAGGAUGAUAUAGCACUCAGCACCACCUCUCAGGCUGCUGCCACAUCACCAGGCAUACCGCCAGCUGUCAGCAAGACAGCAGGGCGAGGAAUAAUGGCAGAGGCAGCCUGUGAGGCACCUUCUUGCUGCAGCCCUGGCAGAGUCUCUGCAAGCAGGGGCGCGUGCAGCACCAGCAGCAGCUGCUCUGCGGUUUCAGAUGGGCCUGAAAGCGCAUACAGACAUCACCACAGAGUACCACAGGCAGGCAGCCAAAAUAAAAGACGCAGGGAUCCUAGAGGAGGUUGGAACACCGGGUGCCAUUGGUUAGGGGAUCUCGGCAGAAUAGGUCUCAUAAUCGCGGUUUUGCUCAGCCCAUUGGCGAGCAGUGCUGUAAUGGCGCAGCAAGGAGGCGCACGUAGAAGCUUAGGGAUAGCCCCUCCACCGGCGCAGGCGCUCAGCGUGGCGGGCAGAGCGGGGUACGAGUACAAGGGGAAGGUCAGCUUUGUGCACAGCCAGAAGCGGGCGGUGCCAGUCAUGGACGUGAGCAGUUUAGAGGAAGCCGCGUCGCCCCCUGUGGGAGCUGAUGCCGAGCACUUCACUGUACUAGUCACCAGCAGCGGCCACAGCUUCACCAAGAGGUUAGCGGUGGACGAGAAGGAGCCAGAUCUGGCGGAGGCCCUGUCUGCGACGGAGUUCUCUGCACGCCAGCCGCAGCCAGACCAGGCGCUGCAGAGCAGCCGGCGGCUGGCGCAGGCGGCCAUACCCAAUAACAUCGGCAUUGCCAGCACCGACCUGGGCUGCGACGGCUGCAGCGGCUACGACAACAGGAUACAGGUGACCAACACCGUGCAGUUUCCCUUUUCGGCAGUGGGAGAGCUGACGGGCCAGCUGGGCACAAGCAACAGGGGUUUGGAGUGCACGGGGACGUUAAUUGGCCCGAAGCAUGUGGUGACGGCGGCGCACUGUGUGUAUGACAUAAACGACAGCCACCAGUACGUGGCUUCCAUUAAUUUUGCGCCUGGCCAGAACGGCAACCGGCGGCCCUUUGGGCAGCUGGAGUGGUCCUCUGUGCGAGUGCUCUCCCAGUUCACCAGCCAGGCGACCUACACGCCGACGGCGAUGGACUACGAUUUUGCGCUGAUUACGCUCAAGGACAGCGGCGCUAGCGCGGGCUACAUGGGCAUGGACUAUGGGAACAGCGGCCGCAAAGUCACCCUCAACCUCACCACUGCGGGUUACCCGGGGGAGAAGCCGGCUGGCACCAUGUGGGAGAGCCUGUGCGCUAACAUCAACAUUGACUACGUCGGCAACCAAGGCGUCUUCAAUGACAUCGACCAGUGCCAAGGCCAGAGGUGCGCCAACAUUCUGCAGCACACGUGCCUGUCCAGCAACGGUCAAUCCGGCUCUUCCAUGUGGGAUGACAACCAGCGUAUCCGCGCCAUCCUCACUGGCAAGGUGUCCACGAGCGACAACCAGGACAUCAACGUGGGCACCAAGAUAAAUUCAUUUGUGUACAACACGCUCGCGCAGUGGUACAACGAGGACGCGCGGGCAGCGGGCAGCAACAACACCCUGCCCGCUGCCCCAAGCGGCCCCCAGGCGCCCCCCUCCGAAACGGGCCCCCGCACUUUCCUGGGGGUCCGCCUCGAGUGGAACAACCCCGUCUUUAUUGCGAUUGUGGUAGCGCUGUGCUGCGUGGGCGUGGCCAUUCUGACCGGGCUGCUGUGCUGCCUGAACCGCGCAUGCGCGCGCCGGCGCGCCGUAAACAAGAUGUACUACGGGCCGAGGACCCCCCCGCGCGAGCAGCAGCAGCAGUUUGCGACUAACGGCGGCGGUGCGGUGACUAAUGGCGGCGGGGGGUACCCGAGCCAUUACUCGGCGGGCCGCUCAGAGCAUGCGGUCGUCUAUGACGAGCACUCGGGACAGUUUGUCGUUAAUGGGCGCCCGUAUGGGGCGUACCAAUUUGAUGCGCAGCGUGGUUAUUUCCCCACGCGCGGCUAGGCUUUUUAGUAUAAGCCCUCUGAACCCUAAGGAGCUAUUUCCCCAUCCGCAGCCAGGCUUUCUGCCUGUUGCCACUGGAUUUAAGGCCAGCCUGGCCUCUGGAUGGGGCACACUAAUGACAUGCAUCAGGUAUUCUUACCUGGGUGGCAGCAGGGGACUUUGAAAUUGACCGGUCAGUUUCAGGCUCCCCUGGUGUUGUCACGGGGCCGCGAGGUACAUAUGGAAUAGUGUGCGAGGACAAAUAAAUGGAUAGGCUCUGCGCAACAAGGGGGUUUGCAAGGAAUGAAGGAAGGGCUGUCAGCUUGGACAGCGUAGAACAUGAGAGGAAAAGGAGCUCUAGGUGUGUGAUUGCUCUGUGGAAUUCAUUGAAGCUGGCAAAGACACAGGCCGUGAAAUGCAUGGUGGCAAUUGUUUGAAUUUGAAGGCAAGGAACCCUACGUUGAAUUUUCUGUGCUUGCAAGCAAGAUGAGCAGCGCUUGCUGACAUUCGUGCAUCCAAGAUAGAGGGAUCACAGCGUCUCUAUAUCUCUUUGGUGUGACAUAAGUACCAUAGUCUCCAUUUAUGACGCAAGAUUGCUGCUGUGUCAGCUUGUGUGUUUCAGCUCUGAAAACUCUCCACAUUGAUUCCGCAUUGUUUCAAAGCGCGGCUCAGUGGAAGACUCCAGGAAAUAUAAGCAAAUCGACAAAGAGAUCCUAGACAGCUUUGACUGCAAUGUGACCAGGGGUUUGGCCAGAAGUAGGAAAUGACUUGGGCAAUACUUAGUCUGCCAACAUUGUGGCAGGUGUGGGUACGUUUUAGGCCAACAUGUGUGCUGUGCAUUGAGCAGGCAUCGGUUUGUCUUACAUGAACAGUGGUCAUGCCAACCUUCGCACAUCUGUAUCUUUAACCCUAUAUGCUUUAAAGCCGGCUGCUAU
This is a messenger RNA of Coccomyxa subellipsoidea C-169, 3166 nucleotides long. RefSeq names its product trypsin-like serine protease. Gene Ontology annotation, molecular function: serine-type endopeptidase activity. Gene Ontology annotation, biological process: proteolysis. The transcript has 11 exons. The coding region runs from base 366 to 2252 and encodes 628 amino acids. Lineage: Eukaryota; Viridiplantae; Chlorophyta; Trebouxiophyceae; Coccomyxaceae. The record is from RefSeq and is a predicted model, not a curated record.